This is a messenger RNA of Salpingoeca rosetta, 2132 nucleotides long. RefSeq lists its product as uncharacterized. Bases 267 to 1817 code for a protein of 516 amino acids. The transcript is spliced from 11 exons. NCBI's taxonomy places the organism in Eukaryota, Choanoflagellata, Craspedida, Salpingoecidae. The record is from RefSeq and is a predicted model, not a curated record.
CGGCUGUUCACGACACCACAAAUAAAAGGCGUACAAUUUGUCAUGUCAUCCGAAAACGACUGCUGCUGUCUUCAACUUUGCCUUGCUUGCCUUGCCUUGCUUGUCAUCGUCCUCCCCACCACCUCAGCACUUCUGCACCUUCUCGUCGUCGUUUUUCUCCCUCCUUGUGGCUGCUGUGACACCUGGGGAGUGUGGCGAUCUUGCAGACCAGACCUUGAAAGGGGACAUUUGCUUGCCCUUUGGUGUCCACGCAAAUAGGAAGAACAAUGGCGGAACAACCCGUGGGAUCGAGCCAAGCAUGCGUGCUUGUCUACAAUGCUGAAAGCAAGAAGUGGGCCGCCCAAGGCCCAAACAACGGCACAUCCAAAGUGACCCUCUACCACAACCCGGAUUCCAACACAUAUCGCGUCGUCGGUCGCAACCUGCAAGACAAGAGCGUUGUGGUCAACUCCAACAUCCUUCGAAACACGACGUACAACCGCGCAACAGAGACGUUCCACCAGUGGCGGGAUGCGCGCGGUGUUGUGUAUGGCCUCAACUUCACAUCAAAGGACGGUGCAAACAGCUUUGCUUUGCAGGUGGAGGCUGCCAUCAAGCACCUCAACAACCCAGACGCCAAAGUGCCGCCAGCGCCCCGCGUGCCUGCACCGAAAGCGCCCACGCCCACACCAUCCGACAAGCCAUCCCAGCCAACACCAGCACCACCAACCUCCAAGCCCCCCGCUGGCCCGCCACCAUCCGGCCCACCAUCUGGCCCACCACCAGCCAAGCCGCCCCCUACAAAGCCCCCGCCCUCUGGGCCCCCACCAGCCAAGCCGCCUCCCACCACAGCGCCGCCAGCGGCACCGCCAGCGGCACCGCCAGCAGCAAAGCCACCAUCAGGGCCACCACCUGCUGGGCCACCACCCUCCAAACCCCCUGCAGGGCCCCCGCCAUCCAAACCAGCACCGUCAGGCCCACCCCCGCCCCCAUCAGGGCCACCGCCUACCACAGCUCCGCCGCCACCCAAGGCCCCACCAGGGCCGCCCCCGCCGCCGGCCACGAGUGCGCCCACGCCGCCACCAGCACCACCACCGCCACCGACGACGGGCGGGGGCGGGAUGGGGCACAAGGCGCCGUCUGCAUCGUCGCUCGCAGACCAGCUCAAGACGGUUCAGCUCAAGACAAACACAAACGGGCCAAGCAGCAACGACACCGCGGCCACCAACAGCAGCACCAGCAGCAGCAACAACACUACCGCCACCAACAACAGCAACAACUCUCGCCCAAUGGAUAUGAACAAUGAGCUGCUUGGUGCACUCAAGGCGCGGCAAAAUAAGCGAACGAGCGUGGCACAGGGCGCAUCAUCGUCCCCAACGCCCGCGUCAAAGCCAAACCUCCCCACGUCCGCAUCCACCACAUCCACCACAUCGGCCACAAGCACACCGGCAGCCCCAGCACCAAAGCCCAAGGCAAAGCCACCGCCAACAGCAAGGAAGGCCGUGCCAGCCCCGGCUGCCCGUCCAAAGCCACAGCAGGAGGAGAAGGCUGCACCCGAGCCAGGAAAGGACGCGGCAGCGGUGGCGCAGAGGGCGCACGCGCCGAUCCAGCCGCUCCAAUCACGCGGGCUGAUCUUGAACGGUUUAAGGAAGAAGUGCGAGCAGAGAUUCAGCAGCAGUUUGCAGCGUUCAAGGCAGACAUCAUCAAAGCCAUUCAACUGGAGCUGCUGGGAGGAAAGGGAGCUGAGGCGUGAGCAGCGAAGAGCUGUUGGAGCCACACACCACCACGUCCAGUGCCUUGUAACCAUCCUCUGCCAUUCAACUCCCAUCCCUGUGUGACAUGUUUUUCUUUGGGAGCUCUGGCCAGCGCUGACCUGCUGCCAGUCAAAUGCAUCCUGGCAUCUUACAUACACACACACACACACCUCCUCCUCCAGGUGCUCUGUUAUGCACUGUACCAUUCUCUCUUUCGUGUUCUGUGCCCGGUUUCCCUUUUUUGAAGAUGUGCUGUAUCCACGGUAAUUGCUUUGUCGGCUCUCUGUAACCCUGUGCUGCUUGUGUACUUGAGUACUUUGACGUGUUUUGUUCACCCAGCGUGCCUCCUCUUUCUCUCUUUUCUGUUUGUUCGGCGCGUAUGAAGAGACAAACCAUGCA